AUGUCUGUGCAAGAGUACUUGGAUAAGCAUAUGCUCUCCCGGAAAAUCGAAGACGCCGUCAAUGCCGCCGUCAGGGCGAAGACUCCCGAUCCUGUCCUGUUCAUCUCAAAUCAUAUGAGGAAAUCUGUGCCUUCGGUGAUUACAAAGGUUAAAGCUAGACAAAUUCUUGACAGCAGAGGAAUUCCGACCGUCGAAGUCGAUUUGUACACUAACAAAGGCAUGUUUCGUGCUUCUGCUCCCGGCGGCGCUUCUUCUGGAAUGUACGAGGCUGUUGAGUUACGUGAUGCAGAGAAGGGAACCUAUCUUGGAAAUGGUGUAAAUAGAGCUGUUAGAAAUGUCAAUGAGAAAAUUUCUGAAGCUUUGAUUGGUAUGGAUCCAACUCUUCAGUCUCAAAUUGAUCAAGCUAUGAUAGAUUUGGACAAAACUGAGAAGAAGGGUGAACUGGGAGCAAAUGCAAUUCUGGCCGUGUCAAUGGCUGCUUGCAAAGCUGGUGCAGCUGAAAAAGAGGUUCCAGUUUACAAACAUAUUGCUGAUCUUUCUGGCAAAACAAAUCUUGUUCUGCCUGUUCCGGCAUUCACUCUUAUAAGUGGUGGAAAACAUGCCGGAAAUAAUCUGCCUAUAAAGCAAAUCAUGAUUCUUCCAAUUGGUGCUAGAAGGUUUGAGGAGGCAUUGCAAAUGGGCUCGGAGACGUAUCAUCAUUUAAAGGCUGUUAUCACCGAGAAAUAUGGAACUCAUGGAUGUGGUGUUGGUGAAGAUGGUGGUUUUACUCCUAGUAUCACAAGCAUUCAGGAAGGUUUGGAUCUUGUUAAGGAGGCAAUAGCCAGAACAGGGUACAAUGAAAAAAUAAAGAUUGCUAUGGAUGUUGCUGCCACAGAAUUCUGUAUAGGUACAAAAUACGACCUAGAUUUUAAAUUCCCAAACAAAUCAGGACAAAACUUUAAGUCUGGAGAGGAUAUGAUAAACAUGUACAAGGAACUUUGCGCAGAUUACCCUAUUGUAUCAAUUGAGGAUGCAUUUGACAAGGAGGACUGGGAGCAUUUCAAGUAUUUUUCAAAUCUCGCACUCUGCCAGGUUGUCGGAGAUGACCUAUUAAUGUCAAAUCCUAAAAGAAUUGAAAGAGCAGUGCAAGAAUCUGCUUGCAAUGCUCUGCUUUUAAAGGUUAAUCAAAUUGGAACUGUUACAGAGGCUAUUGAAGUUGUAAAAAUGGCGAAGGAUGCCAAUUGGGGUGUGGUAAUAUCUCAAAGAAGUGGGGAAACUGAAGACGCUUUCAUUUCAGAUUUAUGUGUUGGCCUUGCCACGUGUCAGAUAAAAGCAGGCGCACCUUGCAGAGGAGAAAGAUUAGCAAAGUACAACCAGUUGCUCAGAAUUGAGGAAGAUCUUGGAGAUCAGGCAGUUUAUGCGGGUGAUGACUGGAGACAUUUAUGA
This is a messenger RNA of Oldenlandia corymbosa var. corymbosa, 1425 nucleotides long. NCBI's taxonomy places the organism in Eukaryota, Viridiplantae, Streptophyta, Magnoliopsida, Gentianales, Rubiaceae. The record is from the annotation of a GenBank genome assembly.